Symbiodinium pilosum is the source of this 2691-nucleotide messenger RNA. The record is from the annotation of a GenBank genome assembly. NCBI's taxonomy places the organism in Eukaryota, Dinophyceae, Suessiales, Symbiodiniaceae.
AUGAGUAUCACGCGCAUAAACCGACGCAACCUUUUCAAAGUCUCCGCCUUAGCCGGCGGUGGGCUGAUGCUGCAGCUGAAUAUGCCAAUGGCAGCACUGGCGGAGGACGGUGGCACACUGGUCCAAUCCAAAGAACUCAACGUGUAUGUGCAGAUUGAUACGGAUGGCCAGAUCACUAUUUUUUCAGCUAUUCCGGAAAUGGGACAGGGUAUUAAAACAACGCUGCCGAUGAUCAUUGCGGAAGAGAUGGGCGCCAGGUGGGAGGAUGUGGUUGUCCUGGAUGCGCCGCUGGAUGCCGGCAAGUACGGGCUGCAGGGCGCUGGCGGUUCAACUUCCGUACCGAGAAAUAUAGAUACCAUGCGACGCAUGGGAGCUUCAGCGCGGGAAAUGCUGAUUGGCGCUGCAUCGUUGUUGAUGGAGGUAGAGCGCGAAGACCUUGAUGCUCGCGAAAGUAAGGUUGUUCACUCUUCCGGGGAGAGUAUGACCUUUGGGCAGCUGGCUGCAGUUGCGGUGCGUCAACCCAUUCCCGAUCCGGAAAUGCUGUCUUUCAAAGAUCCACGCUCGUAUACAAUUAUCGGCACCUCGGUGGGUGGUGUGGACAACCUUGUUAUUGUGUCCGGCCAGUCACAGUUUGGUAUUGAUGUUGAUGUGCCGGGGAUGAAGUUUGCAACUUAUGCACGCUGUCCUCGGAUCGGUGGUCUUGCGACAGCUUUUAAUGCGGCAGAAAUUAAAAGUCUGCCGGGUGUUAUCGAUGCCUUCAUCCUGCAACCUGAUGCACGGGCUGGUAAAGCUUCAAUGGCUUUUCUCGAUGGCCUGGCUGACCUGCGUGGUGGUGUCGCCAUUGUCGGUGAGGACACCUGGUCGGUGUUGGCCGCGAGGAAAAAGCUAAAAGUAACCUGGGAUGAGUCUUCUGCAUCCCAAGACAGCUGGACGCAGAUGGUGGCUCAGGCGAAGCAGAUAGCGGCCAGGGAAAGUGGUGAAGUUCGCCUCGACAAUGCCGGCGUGGAGCCCGCAUUUGCGCAAGCUGACAAUCGUGUGCACGAAGCCUUUUAUCAGUUCCCUUAUGUUGCACACGUGUGCAUGGAACCGAUGAAUGCAACAGUGCACUUCAAGAAGGGGGAUGCCAACAAUCCGGAUCAAAUGGAAAUCUGGUUGGGCAGUCAGUUUCCCGGCCAGGUCAAAGAGAUAGCCAACAACAUGUUUGGUAUUGCACCGGAAAAUGUCACCGUGCAUGCCAAGCGUAUGGGGGGUGGCUUCGGGCGCCGAGCCGUACAUGAUUUUGCCGCAGAAGCCAUGGCCAUUUCCCAUCGCGUCGGAUUGCCCGUCAAGUUGACCUGGACGAGACCAGACGACAUUCACAACGAUUUUUUCAGGGUCGGUGGUUUUGAGCAGAUGAAAGCAGCCAUUGAUUCAGAUGGGAAGCUGGCCGCCUGGGAUCAGCAUUACAUAGGCUUCUCCAAGCAGGGUAAUCCGGUCAUUGGUUCCGGUCUGCGCGGCAAUGAAUUUUCCAUGGUUGCACUCGACAAUGCGCGUGUGCGCCAGUCGAUGAUCGAGAUAGCAACACCCUGCGGUGCCUGGCGGGCACCGGGUUCGAAUACCAACGCUUUUGUAGAGCAGGGAUUUAUCCAUGAGCUUGCGGUGCUGGCCGAACGGGAUCAUUUGGAAUUUCUGUUGGAGCUUAUGGGUGAGCGACGUUGGCUCAGCGAGGGUAACGUUAAUGCCUUGAACACUGGCCGAGCCAUCGAUGUUAUCAAGCUGGCCGCGGAUAAAGCCGGUUGGGGUAAGACAUUGCCGGCAGGUACAGGUCUGGGGCUGGCGUUCUAUUUCUGUCAUGCGGCGCAUGUUGCAGAAGUAGCCCAGGUGUCCGUUGAUGCAGAUCGCAACUUUCGCGUCGAGAAGGUGACGGUUGCCGUGGACGUGGGCCCAAUUGUUAACCGCAGUGGUGCAAUGAGCCAGGUACAGGGCUCGGUGAUUGAUGGCCUGAGUACUAUGGCACUGCAGCAGAUCACCAUGGAAAACGGUCAAAUCCAGCAGGAUAACUUUGAUCAAUAUCCGGUUAUGCGCAUGGCGGCAACACCGGAAGUUGACGUACACUUUAUUGAAAGCGAUAACCCUUCAACGGGCCUGGGUGAACCGGCUCUGCCACCGCUGGCCCCGGCUGUCACCAAUGCGAUUUAUGCAGCCACCGGCGUGCGGUUGAGCGAAAGAUAUAAAGCGUUACUGGUUCUAAAUGCCGUGGGCCUGCUGAUCAGUUCUGCGCUCAGCGGCUGGCUGCAUUUCUUUCAGCUCCUUGGAGAAAUUGACCUGUGGCCGAUCGUUCAUCAUGUGGAUGUGCAGGUGCCGGGUGAAUCCCGUGCAUGGAUCAUGGCACACCUGGAAGGUAUUACGAAUGGCCUGCUGCUCAUAGGGGUUGCGGUUGCCAGCCGCUAUCUCAUGUUAACCAAAAAACAAUUCAGCUGGCUGUUCUACAGUUCGCUCACCUUCGCCUGGUUGUUCACGCUGCCUGCAAUUGCCAAUGCCUGGUUUGGCACCCGUGGGCUUGCGUUUGGUGGCGGUCCUUUUGGUGACAGCCUGGCCAACAAUGUCAUCUACCUUUUUGGUUGGCCACCGAUAACUGCGGUUCACAUUGCCUUCGGCCUGAUGGCCUGGGGUGCAUGGAAACAUUACCGCGCUCUGGCGCCAGAUGAAUGA